UGCCUCGGCUCGGUUCUGGUUUUGGACUGAACUGUGGGAUAAAUCCGGCACAUGCUGCUAUGCAAGGCUUGCAACUGCCUCUAUCUAGCCACGCCGGAUCAAGGCGAAAACGACGAGUUCUUUUUUCACAAAAUCAAGUUUAUGAACUGGAGAGACGUUUCCGGGCAUCCAAAUAUUUAACAGCGCCAGAGCGUGAGGCUCUUGCAAAUUCAAUUGGCCUCUCUGCUACUCAGGUUUUUUAUUCACUUUAAGC
Gongylonema pulchrum is the source of this 253-nucleotide messenger RNA. The record is from the annotation of a GenBank genome assembly. Lineage: Eukaryota; Metazoa; Nematoda; Chromadorea; Rhabditida; Gongylonematidae.